CUUAAGAUCUGUGCACCUUUUUGUAUGUAAAUUAUAUCUCAGUAGAAAGGUUUUAAAAAUGGACUUAAACUCCAGCAGGAAUUUAGGCAAGUUCCCAACAUGACAGACUUUAGAGAAAGUGAAUUUCCACCCAGGGAGAUUAAGGAUCCCCUUCUCUUGAGAACUUUAAACUAAGAAGAUCAUCUAUCUGUGCUGAAGGAGGAGGUGGUAAACUAGGGAACAAAUAAGAUGACCCCUCUUUUGGAGAGCCUUUCAAAGUCCCCCAUCCUCAAAAAUUCCUGUGUUCCUUCCCAGGGACAGAAAAACCUUCCUUACUGUCUAACUUCCAUUUCUCCAAUUGCAGUACUAGCCACUCCCUCUGCCCUCCAUGGAGCCCAGCCAGUCCCCUGACCUCAGACAAAAUAUCUUUAGAACCAUGUAGUUUGGAGUAUUGAGAGGGACCCUAUUUCAGCCUUCUCACCAUCUGUUCUCUCCCCCUCACCACAUUCUCUUCUUCUUUGGGAUGUCAAUUCCUGUUCUGAGCCCACCCCCCACCCAGGCCCUUUUUCCGGUGGUAUGUGCCAGCUGGUCCUGCAUCCCACAUCCCCAGCUGUUGACAUUUCACUGCCAUUACCCACAGGAUAAAGAAAGGGGCCCUGUUAUUCAACAAUAGGGGAAAAGACAGAGACAAUGGGAAAUUGUGCUUCCGAUGGGGUGGGGACAGAGAAGGAAAGGACAGACAGGGGGACUGGACAGAAGAGGUCAAGUUUCUUGAAGCAGCUGGAAGUCCUGGAAGUCUGGUUCCCACCUUGAAAGUCUCUUCCCAAAGGCAAUGCGCACCCAGGCACUGGAAGGCAGAGGUGCUCAAGUCCUGGGACUUUAAGGGGCUUGGACCUCCCAGGAGCCUGGGCAACACCUUCAUCCAGGACCUCUUCCUCAAGCAGGACAAAAAGCUGCUAAGCGUUGCUCCCCCUGUCUCUGUGAAGAGACCACCUUCUAACAGACAGUGCUGGGCUGAUUCCCCAUCAUGCCAGGCCAGUUCACUCUCCCCACAUUCUGCCGCUUCCUUCUCCCUUGGGCCUUCACCAUCUGCCUCAUAGCCCUGGGAGACCCAGCACCCCACCCGGGCCCCCACUACCUCCUGCCCCCCAUCCACGAGGUCAUUCACUCUCGUCGUGGGGCCACGGCCACGCUGCCCUGCGUCCUGGGCGCCUCGCCUCCCAGCUACAAGGUGCGCUGGAGCAAGGUGGAGCCCGGGGAGCUCCGGGAAACGCCGAUUCUGGUCACUAACGGACUGCACGCCCGGGGCUACGGGCCACUGGGAGGGCGUGCCAGGAUGCGGAGGGGGCAUCGGCUAGACGCCUCCCUGGUCAUCGUGGGCGUGCGCCUGGAGGACGAGGGCCGGUACCGCUGCGAGCUCAUCAAUGGCAUAGAGGACGAGAGCGUAGCGCUGACCCUGAGCCUGGAGGGUGUGGUGUUUCCGUACCAACCCAGCCGAGGCCGGUACCAAUUCAAUUACUACGAGGCGAAGCAGGCGUGCGAGGAGCAGGACGGACGCCUGGCCACUUACUCCCAGCUGUACCAGGCAUGGACCGAGGGUCUGGACUGGUGUAACGCGGGCUGGCUGCUCGAGGGCUCCGUGCGCUACCCAGUGCUCACGGCGCGCGCUCCGUGCGGCGGCCCAGGUCGGCCCGGGAUCCGCAGCUACGGGCCCCGCGACAGGAAGCGCGACCGCUACGACGCCUUCUGCUUCACUUCGGCGUUGGCAGGCCACGUGUUCUUCGUGCCGGGGCGGCUGACGCUGUCUGAAGCCCACGCGGCGUGCCGGCGGCGCGGGGCCGUGGUGGCCAAGGUCGGGCAUCUCUACGCUGCUUGGAAGUUCUCGGGGCUGGACCAGUGCGACGGCGGCUGGCUGGAGGACGGCAGCGUGCGCUUCCCCAUCACCACGCCGCGGCCACGCUGCGGGGGACUCCCUGAUCCCGGGGUGCGCAGCUUCGGCUUCCCCAGACCUCAGCAGGCGACCUACGGGACCUACUGCUACGCAGAGAAAUAGGGGCCCCCCACUCCCCCUUCCGCGCGCGCCAAAGCUUGGGAGUGGAUGCAGGGAUCUCUCGCCUCCCUUUCCUGCGAGCCUCCCCUCCCAUCAGACGAGGAGCGGCCCCUCCAGACCUGCCUUCCCAGCCGGGAGCUGCGGGCCACGGACCCCGGCUGGCCCGGCGUCGGGGAGGGGAGGUGGUUGCGCCCCCGGCGGCGGGGUGCAGAUACGACCUCCGGACCCACCGAUUGCAGACUCGGGGAGGUUAGCGUGCUCCCAGCAGAGGAGGCAGACACCGCUAGGGGGCGGGAAGGGUUCCCGGGGCAUUAACUGACCUCUGUGUACAGCAAUAAAAUAACUUGGGGACCUUC
Galeopterus variegatus (Sunda flying lemur) is the source of this 2385-nucleotide messenger RNA. It is a transcript of the gene HAPLN2, whose product is annotated as hyaluronan and proteoglycan link protein 2. NCBI's taxonomy places the organism in Eukaryota, Metazoa, Chordata, Mammalia, Dermoptera, Cynocephalidae. The coding region runs from base 1007 to 2032 and encodes 341 amino acids. The record is from RefSeq and is a predicted model, not a curated record. Gene Ontology annotation, molecular function: hyaluronic acid binding. The transcript has 7 exons. Gene Ontology annotation, biological process: cell adhesion.